AAUUUCAGUCCAAUCUUUAUUAUGGAGCACAUGUUGGCGUCGACCGCAGUUUGCGCAUGCCUAAUUGCACUACUAAUAGUUCAGUGCAAAGCAUGCAAACAUGUAUCAAAUUACGAUCGACAUCCGGGCAUCGAUCUACAAGGUCACGUGAUCAAAACAAUGACGACAUCAGACUUGGGUGAUUGUGUGAUUGGAUGCAUCAAGACGCCAGGGUGUUUGUCUAUCAAUUCUCACAACGCUGGUAACGUCAUACAUUGUGAGCUUAACAAGUCAAACCGGUAUGGCAGCCAGGCGAACCUGAUUAAAACCAAUUUUGAUCGAGCAUAUUUGGAAUUGGUUUUCAAUCAUUGGCCGGAAGCUUGUUUACAAAAAGAUGGUUGGUAUCGAAGCAAGUCUGCCGCAUAUAAGUUUGUUAACGAGACUGCGGACGCUCUAGAAGCUCGUCAGCGGUGUAACAAUAUGUCAGCAGGCGCAGAUCUGUUGUCUGUUGCUGACAAAGAGGAGGAGCAGUUAUUGGAAAAGUAUCUUCAAGACUUUGGAAAGUGGGGCCAAAUAUGGUUAGGGAUCAGCGACAUUGCUAAAGAAGGGACUUUUGUUUGGUUUGAUGGUACCAAAUCUGUUUACAGAAACUGGAGAGAUGGUGAACCGAAUGAUAAUCACAAUAAGGAAGAUUGCGCGAGCAAACUGCAAGGAGAAGGCAAGUCGUUUGCAGGACAAUGGAAUGAUGUGACAUGUGAUUCCAAACAUUUUUUCGUCUGCAAAACAUUAUGCAUGUAAAAUCACACAAAGUUGUAAUCCCGUAAAAGAAUCUCCAACAAUAGCCUCCUCCACAGGCAACUCUUUUUUCCUCCUUUGGGCUUCCUUUGCAACGG
Exaiptasia diaphana is the source of this 872-nucleotide messenger RNA. Its product is annotated as C-type lectin mannose-binding isoform. The record is from RefSeq and is a predicted model, not a curated record. Gene Ontology annotation, molecular function: signaling receptor activity. Bases 22 to 777 code for a protein of 251 amino acids. NCBI's taxonomy places the organism in Eukaryota, Metazoa, Cnidaria, Anthozoa, Actiniaria, Aiptasiidae. The transcript is spliced from 4 exons.